Rhodamnia argentea is the source of this 2158-nucleotide messenger RNA. Its product is annotated as ethylene-responsive transcription factor ERN2-like. The transcript has 2 exons. Gene Ontology annotation, molecular function: DNA binding; DNA-binding transcription factor activity. The record is from RefSeq and is a predicted model, not a curated record. Gene Ontology annotation, biological process: regulation of DNA-templated transcription. Bases 123 to 1358 code for a protein of 411 amino acids. Lineage: Eukaryota; Viridiplantae; Streptophyta; Magnoliopsida; Myrtales; Myrtaceae.
UGACAAAGUCAUAACCCAAGUUCAUAUAAAUGUCCGGACACGAGACCAAAGAGAGCAAACCAUAACCAUCUUCAAGAAAUCACAAAGCUCGAUCACCAAAUUCACUCGUGGACUCAAAACACAUGGCAAGGAAAAGAAAGUGUGUUGAAGCCAUGCCAGAGAUGAACCCCAGUGAAGAAACCGUGACUUGGGACCAGAUGGUGAAGGAGGCUGCUGCAGCCGCCGCAUUGGGUGGCGCCCGGAGGGCCCGGAAGCGGUUCAUUGGGGUCCGCCAAAGGCCAUCGGGCCGCUGGGUAGCUGAGAUCAAGGACACCAUACAGAAGAUAAGGGUGUGGCUUGGCACGUUUGAUACGGCGGAGGAGGCAGCGCGAGCCUAUGAUGAGGCGGCUUGCCUACUCCGCGGGGCCAAUACCCGGACAAACUUCUGGCCUUGCUCUCCGUCGGCAUCUUCGUCUCCAGCUCUUCCGUCAAAGAUCACGAACCUUCUCCUCCAAAGGCUCAAAGCCAGGAAAACCUCUCUGGCUUUGAACUCGGAUGCACUAAUCUGCCAAGAGCAGAAGCAGCCGAGGGAAGAGUUCACACCAGAAGUGGAGGAUUUUUCCGAGAUACAGUUCUCUGAUUAUCUUAAUGAUCCCGAGGACUACACAGCGGAACACAACAUCAUCAAUGAUGCCAUUACAAGUCAUUACGCAACCAAUUCCGAGUCCUCUUUGAAUUUCAAAGAAGACUCAGGGCGGAGAGAAGAGAAAGAAGAGCAUUUCGACUACAUCAUGAGUGAUGUAACGCAAUCAAACAGUGAUGAUGGCAAUUGUGAUAGAGACGGAGAAGAAGAUGCUGAUGAAGAAGAUGCCGAUCUCAGGGUAUUGGAUCUUCAGUUUCUAGAUGACUUCAGAUCGUCCUGCUAUUACUCUCCUUUCGAGAUUGCUGAAGAAAUCGCCGAGCCAAUGGAACCAGAAAAUGAUGGAGAAGAGCCUUCGAUUCUCACAGCUGCCAUGAAAAGAAUGAAGUACGAGAGAAAGUAUUCGGCUUCUCUCUAUGCCUUCAAUGGGAUAACUGAGUGCUUGAAACUGAAACUAGGAGCCAGAACUGUUAUGGCGAGGGCAAAUUCCAAUGAACUGGCAAAACUCCAGAAUGCAUGUGACAAGAAGAAAGAGGAAGAGAAGCCAGUGGGAGAUGGCUUCUUGAAACUGACGGCAGAAGCAGGGAACCCGGAAACUACAACCGAUACAUUCGCUUUAUCAUCUUCUUCUUCCUCCUCAUCUUCAAGCAACGAAGGCGAAUCAUCGCUUUGGAGCUCCCUUGACCUCCCAACCAUUUGUCAACUGAAUAGUUCAAGCUCUCUCUCCAUGUCAAACUGAUAUUCUUCUCUUUCUACUAGAGGGUAAUCAGUGUCGAUCAUGUUUUCUUAAAUAGGUUUAAACUGAUGUAGUUUUCAAGUUUUACGUCAGAUAAAGAAAUGUAACACGGUUGUAAGCCUCCUGCUGAGGUAUUAACAUCUCAAUUUUCUCCAAGACAAGUUGGCUCAACCCAUAGGACAGCAUUAACACACAGCAUGCUUUGCUUUUGUGUUUUAUCGCAAUGAGCCACAUGAUUGCUUUGGAUCUGGUUGUGCAUCAUAAUAAGAUGAGUGAUUCAUGAAUUUACUCACAGAGAAUUCAUGAUUGAAAGUGACUCUCAUGUGUGCUUAAGUAGUUAAUACUGGCAACUCAAAUACAAUAUUUUCGUUAGUUUUUUUAUAGCACUUCUGGAACUGAUCAUACUAAAAUAUCUAUUGCCAGCAAAUCAAUCCUAAAACCAUGCAUUGAAAAACUGUGUUGCGGAAUAUCAUUGCCGAAAUGAGAUGGGAAAUAUUCACGUAGGAGACAAAGUAAAUGAUCCACGAACGUCAGGUAUAAAGAGUUAUCCAUAGGAAUAAACACGAAAAGUGAAUGCACUCCAGCAAUCCGCCAUACCAAAUGGAAAAAGCAAAUACAUUAUAUACACAUUGACAGCAGGGAUAUUUGAGGACGAAUCAGGAACUAAGAGCGAAGAGAGAGCCAGCAGCACCCAUCCAUGAAUAAUAUGCGAUCCAAUUCUCGUGAAGUUGUGAGCACACCUAACCCUGCCUUUGACUACUUAGCAAAACAUAGAGGGGCCUUCAACUUCAACCGACCAAUCU